Toxotes jaculatrix (banded archerfish) is the source of this 7768-nucleotide messenger RNA. It is a transcript of the gene rxrba, whose product is annotated as retinoid x receptor, beta a. The transcript is spliced from 13 exons. The record is from RefSeq and is a predicted model, not a curated record. Gene Ontology annotation, biological process: anatomical structure development; cell differentiation; retinoic acid receptor signaling pathway. Gene Ontology annotation, molecular function: nuclear receptor activity; nuclear steroid receptor activity; retinoic acid-responsive element binding. Gene Ontology annotation, cellular component: RNA polymerase II transcription regulator complex; nucleus. The coding region runs from base 217 to 1629 and encodes 470 amino acids. Lineage: Eukaryota; Metazoa; Chordata; Actinopteri; Toxotidae.
CGCAACAUGACCACACAACCCGUCUCCUACCUUCAGGAACCUGGCUGCGGUGUUUCGCACCGACUCGGAGCCCAUGUUUAACUACCCGUUUUUGGUUUCCCAAAACGGCUCCGGCCCGGGCCUCAGUCCGCGGUCUAGAGUUUGAUAGUGGGCUGUUUGAGACGGAAGCACGUCGGUGUGUAGCUGCCAGCCAGCCCCUGUGCCCUAACCACCAUCAUGGGAGACAGCAGAGAUUCUCGCAGCCCGGACAGUUCGUCUGUGUCCUCCCCUCCAUCAGGCCAACGCUCGCCCCCUCUGGUCCCCUCAGCCGCAGCUUCCAUGACCUCCCUUCCUCCCAUCACCACCACCGGGGUCAACAGCCCCAUCAGUAGCAUCGGCUCCCCCUUUUCUGUCAUCAGCUCCUCCCUGGGCUCGCCCUGCCUCCCCGGAACACCAUCGGUGGGCUACGGCCCCAUUAGCAGCCCGCAGAUCAACUCAACAGUGUCCAUGUCAGGGCUCCAUGCUGUGAGCAGCUCCGACGAUGUGAAACCUCCACUGGGCUUGAAGCAGCUCUCGUCCCACAGCCCAGGCCCGAUGCUUUCCCAGAAACGCCUUUGUUCCAUCUGUGGAGACAGAUCCUCUGGUAAGCACUACGGUGUCUACAGCUGUGAGGGCUGCAAAGGUUUCUUCAAGCGGACAGUGCGCAAAGACCUGACCUACACCUGUCGGGACAACAAAGACUGUAUGGUGGAUAAGAGACAGAGGAACCGCUGCCAGUACUGCCGCUACCAGAAGUGCCUGGCUAUGGGCAUGAAGAGAGAAGUGGCCAAGAUGAACGACAGAUCUGUCCAAGAGGAACGGCAGAGGAACAAGGACCGAGAGGGCGAGGUGGAGUCGACAAGUGCAGUGAACGAGGAGAUGCCUGUAGAGAAGAUUUUGGAAGCAGAGAUGGCUGUAGAGCAGAAGACAGAGCUUCAUGCAGAUGGAAGUUCAGGUGGCAGCUCUCCCAACGAUCCUGUCACCAACAUCUGUCAGGCAGCAGACAAGCAGCUCUUCACCCUGGUGGAGUGGGCCAAGAGGAUCCCUCACUUCUCCGAGCUGCCCCUGGACGACCAGGUCAUCCUGCUACGUGCCGGCUGGAAUGAACUCCUGAUUGCAUCGUUCUCCCAUCGUUCCAUCUCAGUGAAGGACGGGAUUUUACUGGCCACUGGCCUGCACGUCCACAGGAACAGUGCUCACAGUGCAGGUGUUGGAGCCAUCUUUGACAGGGCGCACAAUGCCGAGGUUGGGGCCAUAUUUGACAGGGUUUUGACAGAGCUUGUAAGCAAGAUGAGAGACAUGCAAAUGGACAAAACAGAGCUGGGCUGCCUUCGAGCCAUCAUCCUCUUCAACCCAGAUGCCAAGGGUUUGUCCAACCCCAGUGAGGUGGAGCUCCUGAGGGAGAGGGUGUAUGCAUCUCUGGAGGCGUACUGCAAACAGAAAUACCCUGAUCAGCAGGGCAGGUUUGCUAAGCUCCUCCUCCGGCUCCCAGCACUGCGCUCCAUUGGUCUAAAGUGCCUGGAGCACCUGUUCUUCUUUAAACUGAUUGGUGAUACGCCCAUUGACACCUUCCUGAUGGAGAUGCUCGAGGCGCCUCACCAGCUCACCUAGAGGAGCCAGGUUCGGUCCUGUCAGGAUCUGAUGCACACCAGGAUUACCGACACGUCACCCCGUGUUGGGUCGUUGGCUCUUCUCUUUGGGCCUCACUUAACUGCAGCACCUGCUGGUUUAAAUGUACCAGUUCUGACACUUGUAUACACACACACACAGACACACACACACACAUGUAUUCCCUGUCACCGGCUAAUUAUCUUCACACAUGCAGGUCUUUACUUGCAUGCAUUAAUUGACAUACAACAUUAGCUAAUACACAGAUAAUAUGGCUCUGAAUGAACAGUAUGCUAAAACACAAGCAUACUCAAGAACACACACACACACACACACACACACAUACACACACGUUUUUACCAUCUCUUCCCAUACUCAGUUUUCCACCGUUGGGGCUAUGAUUCGAGGAAUAUAUGCCCUUUUUGUCACACAUAUACAGUAAAUGUCUUAAUUUAAUAAGUUAGCCUUCGAUUUUCACAUCUUCAUCUCACAGUGGGUUUUUGCUUCUGCGUAACUGGUACACUUCCCCUGUUUUUACCUGGGUUACUUAGUUACACUGCUAGCUGCACCUCUGUAUGUUAUAUCCAUCACUAGACGGUUAGUUAUUCAUGUAUGGUUUUAGCUUAAAAUCAGGUGCAUAGCAUUUCAAUCAACUGUCCACCAUCAAACAAAUUCACUUCUUAUUGGUCAGGAGGUGUCCAGUAAUGGACAGACAGGGACACCCUCCCAGUGAGUUCACCCGAUCUCAUAAACAUUUAAGUAUUUUAUGCUUUUUCUGAAUAUUCAUGCUGAAACUUGUUUGUUUCUAUUUUGAAGUACUGUACUCAUGAAAUGAGAGCUUUUUCCAAGGCAUUGAAAUCCAGGAAAAGGGGGCUGGGAGCACUUUGUUGAGCAGACAAACUUAGCUUCUCCCACCCUGAUGCGCACAGCGGGCUUUGUAAGAAAAGAAGAAUGACUUGAAUUUUUUUUUUUUUUUUUUUUUUUUUUUUAGUUUUGAUUUUAUCCUUUUCUCUACUUUGGCAGUUGGUUGGUAUUUUAAACGGCUUGAGGCUCACAGGAAGUACAGCUUCAUGCAAAACAAAAGAGUAUUUGUUUCUCUUUUAUCUCCUGUUCCCCCUAAUCCUCCCUUUGCUGGUGGUCAUUUAUGCACUUUUGUGACUUGUAACUGUGUAAAUGUUCCUGUUUCCUAGAAAUGACCAUCUUUCCUCAGAUACCUAAGACGACCUUGAAGGUACUACGUGUAGGGUUUUCUAAUUAUUGCAGCACUCUGAAAUCAGAUGUGAUGAUUUGUUAUAGAAGUUCCCAAAUAAUUAGCCACUGCCUGUACAAAAGAACCAGGUUAUGAUAAUUAACAGUUAUGUUAGUCUGUCCUAAUGCCCAGUGAAAGUCUAUUGCUCCUGAUAGAUGGCUCCGUAUUCCAAAAGAAAAAAAACUUCUUUGGCCAUGAAAGAGAAAAAAGAUUUUCUCUGCUCUCUGAACAGUUUUGCCUACGAGUGGCCAGCCUUUAUCUAAGUUGUGUGGCCUAUCGAGUGAAUAAAUAAGCCUGGCAUUUGACCCGUCUACCCAGCAGCUAUUGAAGUGUCCUUGUGCAGCAGUUUGAGAGUCACUGCUUUGCAUUAAAGAUGCCACACUUCUCUCCGUCUGCUCUGUAAAAUUAGCUGUGAAAUAAUCAGAGCAGCAGAGAUGGGAAGUGUAAAGAGCAGUGGAAAUUAUCUGACUGUGGCAAUAAUGCAGCAUUUCAUUUCACCUGGCAGUCGAUCAGUAUCUAAUCUGGCUCAUGAACCGAUCACUGACUGAGGAUCGAUGUUUGAAUUACAAAGGACCUUUUGUAUGUCGUGUAACUGUAAUGCAAUAAUGAAAUUAAUUAGUGCUAUAUAAUGAAAAUCCUACACCUACUACCUGCAGCUUUGGAAACUUUAUUCAGUGUGUAUUGGCUCAAUGCUUGCGACCUUUGUACAGUAGAUGUAAAUAAUGAAAAGAAAAAAAAAAAACAACCACACAGGAGUCAGGCAGAAACAAAGGCCUGUUCACACUCGUGAAGGUGAAACAUGUGGCUCCAGCAAACAAAUUUAAAAGCUCUAUUUUCUGCUGUUGAAUCCACCUCCCGUGUGAUGACAUCUCCAUGAAAUUGUUAUGAGCCCAGGGCCAAACCACACCUCACUGCUGCUUUUGCACCGACUUCUGCCAAUGUUUCCUGUUGCUCUUGGCAACUGAUUGGCUGGAUUUCAUUGACAACGGCACUUGACAUUUACUGUGAUUGAAAUUUGUGGGCAACUGAAUCUGAGCAUUGCAGUGAGAGGUCAAAUGCAGCUACCACAUGAUCAGGAGAUAUAAAGCAGACUAUGAAUUAAACUGUCUACACGUGCUCGAAGGCGAGCAGUACUGGGGUACACGUAAAGAUUUAUAACCAUUUUUGUUAGUAAAGUAUUUAAAAGAGUGUUGACGUUCUGAGGUAUAUUUAGCCUUCUUAUUAGUCACCGCAUUUAAUAGAAAUUAGAAACAUGCAUUUUGCAGUAUCAUUCUACAGGGAAGAGGUACAGCUCUCCUCUACCAGGUGCUAAAUAACUAAUACGGUCUUUUUGUUGAUGACUUGCACAUUUACAUCAAUGCAAACACAGUAUGCAAGUACACAGACAAAUCAGACAGCCAUUGUCCACUCUUCGAACAGGUCUGCGUAUGAUGUAGAUUUCCCUCUUAGAUUUUUCUUUUCUCUUUGUUAUUUUAUGACCCCUAACCUUACUGCAGACUCCAGCUUUGGAAAAUGAACACCAGCUAAGUGCUUGUACAUUUUGGCUGUGGCUGAUAAGUCUUUGUGCCCUACCAGACACAGCCAGAGCCUUUUUGUAUUUUAUAGAGCAGUAAGGCUGGUGGAAGCAGUGAAAGUAGCUGUUGAAUUUUGGGCUCCACCAGCUGCUUUGGUCAGAAUGAGCAAUGAGCUUCCGGCCCUGCAGAUAGUCCAAAUAGUUCUUCUCAGAGAGGAUCCUCGGCCUCCCCCCGUGUGAUGUGGACACGGGGGCGGGCAGUUAGAAAACCUGUAAGACAGGUGGUUUUGUAUAACAUGUCAAUAAGUUGGUCUAACCUUAGAGUUUGGUGUUGUUUCAGUUCUUCUCCAUCCAUGCAAACGUACAGCCAGCUCAACAAAGUAGUCUCCUCAUGUCCAUUCAUUUCCUACAUGCAGAGAGAAGUCAGCCCCUCGUGCUUCGCUGCCGCCUCAUUUUGGUGUUUGGUGGCAAAGAAAAGCAAGGUGGUGGCAAGCUAACACUUUAGGUGACAAGCGCCGACACCUGCCAGCCUCCUUGUGCUGUAUAUGCUGCGAUAUGGAACUAAUGCUAGCGCUCUGAGCUUUGAGACUUCAGUGGAAAAGCGGAAAAGGUUUUGUGGCCGCCGGGCUUUGAGCUCAGCUGGCCAGAGACAGUUUGGGUUAUCGGACUGAAGUUUGUGAGUGCAACCCAAAAUGAGCCUUUCCCCCCCGUCUCUCAGAGAGUAGGCUGACGUUAGGUAAAUACUCUCGUGUUUUGUUAGGGUGACAUCUCAGCAACUUUCUCUGCAGGAUUUUGUUUUUGGAGCUUCCUCUGUUGAAUGUUUAAGCCUGCUGCUACUCCAUCACGUUAAUCGCUGGGGAUGGGAAUGAUUACGCAACCAGUCAAGUGCUGGGGGAUCCGCUAGUUGACAUUAAAUUAAAAUACUGGUCUUAUACCCAGCUGACUGAGCAAGUGCCAUCUUUGCUGAUAAUUCAUUCAAUCAAGUCAAAAUAUGCAACUUGUAUAUUCACAUUGUGAAAACAUGGUUAAACAGUUGUCAUGCAAUAUGUGCAUUGUGUCUCUGGCAUUUGUAAAUUCAGCUUAGUCUGUUACAUAGGUUUAUAUAAAUUGGCAGUGAAAGUAUUUUAGAUUUCUCAUCCCUCCAUAUAACAGUAAUGUAUUUAAGUUUUGCUACGCCAUUUCUAUAUUUCUUUAUAUUUUUGCUAUGAGCUUAGGUCAUUUAAAGACUGAUAAACAGAUACAGUAAAAAAGAAAAAAAGAAACUAUACAGUCGUUGCAGGUUCUCUAUGCUAAGCCACUUUAAGCUUUGCUAACCAGGCAGGCUGUUGUAGUAAGAGCUGGUGUUUGGGUGUUUCGGUUUUCUUUGCAUUUGUUGUAGGGCAUGUGUGGCCACGUGUGUAUGCUUUAAUGCACAUGUGUAUGGAAUCUGUCUGCAGCUACACCUUUCGACUGGCAGAGACUGUAGCUUUGGCUGGGAUGUGCAGAGCGCUGUUAAAUUAAUGAAAGGAUGCACAGAGGAAAAGGGGCCAGGCUGGAGAGGAGAUGAACCGGCCUGUCGACCUGAUGCUUUACGAACACAACCCAGCCUCCUCCUUUGCCCAUUUUCCCGCUACUUUGCUUUAAACUUAACGAAUGCUUAUUAUUCACUCACCCACAUGGGCUGAAAGUUACUGGCUUUGCAUUGGAAUGGACUUGUAGAAUAAAACUAUGAUUCUCGGACUGUUUGACAAGGAUGUGAAGCUUUUAGUGGAGUAAACGUUGGGGAGCUGUAAGGAAGGGAUUCAGUGCCGUGUGUCCCUCUUUGCUUACUUUACUUGACGGCAGAGCAGCGACGGUCUGCGGUCUCCGCGGGAGACCGCCGGAUCACACCGCACCGCCCACAAACGUUUGUCGUUGCAACCGUGUGCACUCGAGGCAGACGCAUGCUGUGACCUUUUGACUGUGUAGCAGUAUUGUUGUCGCCAUCUUUGUUACAUUUUGAAAUGACUCGCUUUUUGAAAAAUAAAGACGUGGAUUAAAUACGCUUUUUUUGAAAUGGAUCGCAGGCUGUGACUGAAGAGUUGAUCACCGCGUAUAGAUUAGAAAUCAGGGCGGCACUUUUGCCUAUUGACACAGGCCCCUAGGAGCCAAGGCCCCCAGGAGCCGAGGCCCAUCCCGUUAUGGUCGAUGAGGCGCAGUGUGUGCUGUGCAGCCUUGAAACCACCACUCUCACUGGUUUGUUUAUCACUGCCAAGCUGUUUGCGGAUGUGGCCGUUUUAAAAUGCAGCGCCGCUCAGUCCCCACUGCUUGUUUGUCAUGUAUGUUGUGAUUAUUGUGCAGUGCACUAAGCAGUGUGCACUAACCUUGGCCUGUGUAGUGCAUACUAAAGAGGGGCCCUAACAGGAAUGGAAUGACAGCUCGUGUGGAGAGGGGAGGACUGGUCCCAGGAGUGAGAAGCAGACCAGUGUGUGGUCCCCUCUGGGUGCUCAAGCUGUGCAUUGGUGCUUUUUAUAGGGUCCCCCAGCCUGAAAAUGUCUGCUUUUGGUUUCCAAGACACAGGGAAAUGCAUAUACGAGUGAAAUGCAAAUGAGGAAUGAUUUGACAGGGCUAGCGUAGACUGGCCCUGGACCUGCUCUUCUUCGGUUGGAGUUGAUUAGGUGUUUCUGCAUCCGGGUCGGCAGCAAUAUGGCGUGUGUUUACUGCGUUAGAGUCGUAUGUGGCUUUAGCUGGAUUCUACCAGCAGUAAAGACAAAACCCUCAGUCUGUUUCAGAUCACGAGGGAGAAAAUGUGGAGGCAGCACCUCUGAGCAGGAUCUGGUUACACUGAAUGAAGUUGAUGGGAGGGAUCAGCUGAAUAUGAUUGCCCUCCUUAAGGCGGAGGUGGUUGUUGGUAUUUUAAGGUUGGAGGAAUCGUGAAGGGUAGGUCAGAGAGAGAAGGAGGGAAGAAAAGAAGGGCAGGGACUUAACGAACUCGGAUCAGGUGUUCAUUUGUCGAUUGAGAAGUAAAACAGAAAAAAACAAAUUUCCAGUAGAUCUAGAAUCUUCCUUAAUUGUUUACUCUUCACUUUUAAAAUUCACACACUGUUUCUUUGUCUCGUUUCCCGUCUCCCUCUUCUCCAACUACGCUAUUCAUUUUUUGUUUAUUACAAAGUAUUAAACAAAUACAAGAACUGUAAAAUCAGAAUGGAAUCUGUCACUCUUAUUUUUAAUUUUUCUCUUUCUCUCGUGUCUGUUCUUCGUCCUGUUUGUAUCCUACUCCAUCGUACAUGUGGAGCUGAUUGACUAUUGUGUGCUUUGGGGAUUGAAAGAGGAAAAAAAAUAUGAAUAAUUUUUUCAGUCAUUAAUUCUGAAUCUUGUUUCUGUUUGUUGUAUCAUGUCUGAGUAAAGGUUUUAAUACUGUA